This is a messenger RNA of Protopolystoma xenopodis, 1063 nucleotides long. The record is from the annotation of a GenBank genome assembly. NCBI's taxonomy places the organism in Eukaryota, Metazoa, Platyhelminthes, Monogenea, Polystomatidea, Polystomatidae.
AGAACUGGCGCCAGCGCAGGACGUCGACCGGCCGAACGGCGACUCUGUGACCAGUCGACGCCCCGGCGACCGUUUCCGACGCGUUGUCGUCGACGCUGCCGCGGCCCGACGCCGUCUCGAGGCGCGAACGGCGCGACAGAGCGGCCGGCCGCGGCUUCGAUGGACCCUGCGGUUGGGCCGUGGCAGCCAAUCGACGCAGGUACAGCUCAUCAUCGCCCUCGCCCUCGUCGACUUUGCCACCUGCCUUGUCGUUCUGCCCGGCGAUCUGGUGCGCACCAUCUGCUCCGCCCUUGUCGACUGCUCUUGGUCGUCCACAUCACCCUCGCCGUCGCCCUCGCCGUUGGCAUUGACGUCAGCCUCGGCCUCGCCGUUCGUUGUCACGGGCUGGCGUCAUGUCCUCAGCGACCUGCUCAAUGACGCGCGCACUUUCGUCUUCGCCUGCGAGGGCAGCAUUCUGGCCGCCAUCGCCGUCGAUCGCUUCUUCGCCGUCGUCACGGCCAGACCGAGUCGCCGUCUCCUCGCCGACCGACAGCCGGACGUCGAGACGAUGACCGAGGCGACGGUCGAUGCAAGGCUGCAACGACUGUGCUCUCGGUCUCCGUCGGACCGUCAGCGUCGGCGUCGGCGUUGCUCCCAGUUGGCGGGUCGUUUGGCUCGUCUGCUCGGUGGACCGGUGAGCGAGGUCAGUCGGUGUCGUAUCAUCGCCGCCGUCGUCCUGUUGCCAAGCUGUGGAGUGCUCGGCCUCGAGACGACGGUGUUUUUGCUGCACUCAUCGGUCGAUUUAGCCACGUCAUGUCGCCUUGGCGAACAACUUCGUCACAGCGUUAAUCAGGCCUAUCUCAUCUGUUCUCUCUUCUCUCUGCUCGUCAUCUCCACACUGUACACCUGCAUCUUCUUCACGGUCCGGCGGCAGGACUUGCGCAAACAGAACUGGGCCAGAGAAUCGAGGCUGGGCCUUGGCGUCGCCGGUUGUGCUGUAUCACACGCGGCCUGCCCAGACCAGCAACUUGUGACGACAACGACAAACACGUCGAAGACAGACCACGAUGUGCCCACGAUACCC